Messenger RNA from Catharus ustulatus (Swainson's thrush), 2075 nucleotides. RefSeq names its product prolyl-tRNA synthetase 2, mitochondrial (gene PARS2). The coding region runs from base 44 to 1453 and encodes 469 amino acids. Gene Ontology annotation, biological process: prolyl-tRNA aminoacylation. The transcript is spliced from 2 exons. Gene Ontology annotation, molecular function: proline-tRNA ligase activity; ATP binding. Gene Ontology annotation, cellular component: mitochondrion; cytoplasm. The record is from RefSeq and is a predicted model, not a curated record. Lineage: Eukaryota; Metazoa; Chordata; Aves; Passeriformes; Turdidae.
GGGCCGGGCGCGCGCCCCCGCGGGUGCCCUGUCCGUCCCCGCCAUGGAGGCCUUGCUGAGGAGGUGCCGUGUCCCAGCGCUGGGCGCCCGGCACUGCGGGAUCAGGGCCCAGCACGGUGGCACCGCGGGCAGGCCCCGGCGCCUGCUGCUCUCCCAGCUCUUCCAGCCGCUGGCCCUGCCCGUGGGCGGCCAGGCAGGGCCCGAGGGCCGGCCCGGGGAGCCCACCUGCCGCAGCCAGCGGCUGAUGCUGCAAGGGGGGCUCAUCCAUCCCACCAGCCCCGGCUGCUACUGCUACCUGCCGCCCACCGUCCGCGCCAUGGAGAAGCUGAUCAAGGUGAUGGACGAGGAGAUGCAGGCCGUGGGCGGGCAGAAGCUGAACCUGCCCAGCCUGUGCUCGGCGGAGCUGUGGCGCGCCAGCGGCCGCUGGGACCAGAUGGGGCCGGAGCUCUUCCGGCUGCUGGAUCGGCACAACCACGGCUACUGCCUGGGCCCCACGCACGAGGAGGUGGUGACGGCGCUGGUGGCCUCGCAGAGCGGCCUGUCCUACAGGCAGCUCCCGCUGCGGCUCUACCAGAUCACCAGAAAAUUCCGGGACGAGCCCAAGCCGCGCUUCGGUUUGCUGCGCAGCCGGGAGUUCUACAUGAAGGACAUGUACACCUUUGACAGCUCCGAGGAGGCGGCUCGGCACACCUACGAGCAGGUGUGCGCUGCCUACUGCAGUCUCUUCACCCGCCUGGGCCUGCGCUUCGUCAAGGUGCAGGCGGCCACGGGCAGCAUCGGCGGCACCACGUCCCACGAGUUCCAGCUGCCGGCAGACAUCGGCGAGGACAGGCUGCUGCUCUGCCCUCAGGGACAUUUCGCGGCCAACGUGGAGACGCUGAACGGGGAGCAAACCUCGUGCCCCACGUGCGGGGAGAAACUCACCGAGACCAAAGGGAUCGAGGUGGGGCACACAUUUUACCUGGGCACCAAGUACUCCUCCGUCGCCAACGCCGUCUUCUCCUCCGCCGAGAACAAGCCCCAGCUGGCAGAAAUGGGCUGCUAUGGCCUGGGCGUCACUCGCAUCCUGGCGGCCUCCAUCGAGGUGCUCUCCACUGAGGACAGCAUCCGCUGGCCCAGCCUCAUCGCUCCCUACCAGCUCUGCUUCAUCCCCCCCAAGAGGGGCAGCAGGGAGGAGGAGGGGGCAGCGCUGCUGGAGCGGGUGUACGAUGACCUGGCUGAAGCACUGCCCCACCUGGCCGGCGACUCGGUGCUGGACGACCGGACCCAGCUGACCAUCGGCAAGAGGCUGAAGGAUGCCAAAAGGCUGGGCUAUCCCUACGUGGUCGUAGCUGGCAAGAGGGUCUGUGAGGACCCCCCGGUUUUUGAGGUUUGGAAUCAGAAUGCUGGCGAAGUUUUGUUCCUCACCAAAGAAGGGGUCAUAGAGCUGCUGAGUAAAGUGCAAGUCCCUUAAAUGCCUCCUCUCUGAAUCUGUCAUCCCAGCUGCAGUGAGAUUAUCUGAGCAGCCCUGGCCAUGGCUGUGGGUGAACAGAGACAAAUCCAGUGCACGGUGUCCUGCAGGUGUGCUGGGUGCUGAGGUUGGGCUGGAAUCAUCCAACAUUCCCCCACAGGACCGGGGACGUUCCUCCCUCUGGGUACAGGUCCCUGGCAGCUGCUUUUUCCAGCACUUGUAGCCUCAUGUGGCUGUGGGAGCACUGUCAGGGCCAUCCCCUCACUGCCUGGCAGGGACAGACAAGAGCACAGGACAGCCAAGGCUGCACAAGGGGACAGGAGGACUCCCUUUGCUGCCACAUUCUCAGCAUGAAGAAUUCUGAGAGAGACACAAAGGAAGGUGACUUUCCUCUGUUUGCAUCUCUUUGGGAACACUCAGGUCCCGUGAAGGUGGAAGCUUGCCAUGGCAGGCACCAGGGCUCCUGUGAGGAGCAGCUUGGUGCCAUUCCAGCAGCACUGAUGGGACAGAGCUGCUUGGAGGGGUCACCUCACCCUGUGCCACAGCUCCUCGGUCUGAGAUCUAGACAUCGUGAGCAACAGCAGUGCCACUGUAAUAAAAUCACUGAAUUGUUCAAGUUGGAAAA